This is a messenger RNA of Saccostrea echinata, 1205 nucleotides long. RefSeq names its product AH receptor-interacting protein-like. The transcript has 6 exons. Bases 1 to 990 code for a protein of 329 amino acids. Gene Ontology annotation, molecular function: peptidyl-prolyl cis-trans isomerase activity; protein binding. The record is from RefSeq and is a predicted model, not a curated record. NCBI's taxonomy places the organism in Eukaryota, Metazoa, Mollusca, Bivalvia, Ostreida, Ostreidae.
AUGGCGGAAGACUUCGCGAAUUUACUCGCACAGGGUAUAGAAAAACGCGUUUUAUAUGCUGGAAAAGGUGGACAAACAUCAUAUGAAGAUGGAACAAAGCUAUAUUUUCAUUUCCGUACAGAAAUUUGCGAUGAAGAAAACACAGUUCUUGAUGACAGUCAUAAGUAUAAUAAACCAAUGGAAAUUAUUCUCGGGAAGAAAUUCAAACUGGAAGUUUGGGAAACUUGUUUACGAACAAUGAGAUUAAAUGAAGUGGCCUGCUUCACUGUCGAAAAGUCACAUACUUCCGUAUAUCCAGUGGUGUCUAAGACAUUAAGGGAAUAUUAUGGAGAGAAGAAAGCUCACAGUCACAAUGAUAGCGGCCAUUGUUGUGGAAUGAUGAUGGCUGAACAUGGAGUGGGGUUCGAUGACCUAAAUGAACUCAUGAAGAACCCUAAACAGCUAAGGUUUAUAUUAGAAUUGGUAAAAGUAGAGAGACCAGAAGAGUAUGAAAAGGAUUCGUGGACAUUAACAGACGAAGAAAAGUUACAGAGAAUCCCUGUCCUGAAGGAACAAGGCAACAAGUUCUUCUUAGAGAAGAAGUACCCAGAAGCAGCAGAGAAAUAUUUUGAGGCUUUGAGUUUCUUAGAACAACUGGUGCUCAAAGAAAAACCUGAAGAACCAGAAUGGAACUCUCUAGAAGAUAUGAAGACCCCUUUCUUAUUAAAUUAUGCUCAGUGUAAAUUAUUCUUAAAAGACUUUUACCCUGUAAUAGAACACACCUCAACUGUACUGAAAAGGGAACCAGAAAAUGUGAAAGCAUUGUUUCGCAGAGCCAAGGCACAUGUUGGAGCCUGGAAUCCCCUGGAGGCCCGAGAGGACUUCAGCAAGGUCAUGACCCUUGACCCUUCCCUAUCAACGGCAGUCCAGAAAGAAUUAAAAAACUUAGAGGAAUUGCAAAAGCAAAAAGACAGUGAAGAUAGAAAUAAACUAAAAGGACUUUUUAGUUAAUAAAGUUAAUUGUUGUUAAAUGUUUAAAAUUUUUAAAUUCUUUAUGUGUAUUUAAAUUAUUUCCCUGUUAAGGUGCUUUAUAUGAAUUGUUUUAUUUUAAAUUCAUCACUUUACUUAAUUUACCAAUUCAGCAUUAUGGUAAUAACCUUAUUAAUAAAUGAAUCAUCUUUGAAUUUUUUUAUGCAUCUUGAAAAAAAAUAUUAAAGAUUUUUACU